AUUCUAGUGGACGGAGGUUCUCCCCUCCUUUCCUCAAUUAUAGAACUCGACAUCUCCUCAAAGGCUCCGCUUGCUCACCCUCUCCUUCGUCUUGUAAUAAUGGCGCUUCGUAUCUCCCUGUCUCCUUCGGCGUCCCUCCGAGGAACGUCUUCUCAUCGCUCAACGGCGGUGGUGGCUUGGUGCUCUCAUCACCGGCUGCUCCCGGCAGAUUCGGGCCGAAGAACGGCGGCGAUGAUCUGGAGGGAUGCGAGGAGAGGACUCAGGGUUUCACCCGUGCGUUCAAGCCUGGAGAUGGUGGAGCCGACUGUUGGUCAAGUGACGGAAGUUAACAAGGACACGUUCUGGCCCCUCGUCAAGGCCGCCGGGACCAAAAUCGUUGUCCUUGAUAUGUAUACCCAAUGGUAG
Molecule: messenger RNA, 405 nt
Organism: Phalaenopsis equestris
Lineage: Eukaryota; Viridiplantae; Streptophyta; Magnoliopsida; Asparagales; Orchidaceae
Product: thioredoxin F2, chloroplastic-like
Exons: 1
Coding region: 100-405 (101 amino acids)
Source: RefSeq, a predicted model, not a curated record